GUACAUAUUUCAUUUGAAUUCGAGUGCCAUGUUGUGUGUGUCUGUUACAUUUGCACAGGCGUUGCUGACCGCACUUUGCGUGCUCUGCCCAGAAAACCCCCUAGAAUUUCUCUUAAACAAAAUGAGAGAAAUACAAGAGUUUGGUCUACACACCUUGGAUUGGGAAAUGUUCAUUGACGAGAGUCUGAGGCCUAAGCUGAAGAGGGUGACCGCUGGAUACCUGACGUUCAUAUUCAGAUUUGACGACGACGCGCCCACCCCCCAGCAGUUUGAGAAGGCAUACUCCUUUCUGCGCAGGAAACUCCAACGGGAAUAUUUCGUGCGGUGGGCCAUGUACGGGGCCCGGCGGCGCGCUCGCAGGGAGCAGCUUACGCGGGCCCUGCAUCGAGCAUGCGACCAUUACAUGCGGAAAAAGUUGGGUGCUGCCCUUCUCAGCUGGUCUCAGUGGCUACACGCACGCCAGGAGCGCAUGGCCGGAGCUGCUAUUCGGAUUCAACGGGUAUACCAGCAACUUCUCUGCAGUCUGGUCCUCAAAGCCUGGCAUACUGUUGCCUUGGAUGCUCGCAAAACCAAGGAAUACUUUGAGCGGCUGGAAAGGGGUGAACUGGAGGAAGACAACGACAGCUACUUGGUUCCACCACCUAACACCGCUGACCAAGUCUCCCAGCUCCCUCCUCGGGCAGCACUGAAGAUUUUCAGCUACUUGGACAUAAUGAACCUAGUGAAAUGUGCCGGUGUAUGCCGCUCCUGGAAGGUCAUUUCCCAAGCCAGCAUCCUGUGGAGCCGGAUGGAUUUGUUCCCAGCACGAGGCCGCAUCGAUGACAAUGUUGUCUCUCGCCUCUUGCGCCGUUGUCGUCCGUUCCUGCUGCACCUAAGCCUCAGGGGCUGCACCACGAUUGGGCCACCUGCCUUCCGUGCCGUCAGCGAGUGCAAGAACCUGCAAGAUUUGAACCUCUCAGAAUGCAUGGGUUUGACGGAUCAAAUGGUGGCCAUCGUGGCAGAAGGAUGCCGCUCCCUGCUCUACCUCAACCUGGCCUACACUAAUAUAGGUGACGGCUCCCUCCGUGCCCUGGCCAGAUUCUGUCUCCCGCUGCAGUACUUGAGCCUGGCUUACUGCUGCAAGUUCACAGACAAAGGGUUGCAUUACCUGGCCACUCGCACCGGCUGCCGUCGCUUGCUGUACCUCGACCUCUCCGGAUGCACGCAGACAUCGGUGGACGCGUUUCAGUCCAUCGCAACAAAUUGCCAUGGACUCCUCUCGCUGGUUCUUAAUGACAUCCCCACGCUAACAGACGGAUGUCUGCUGCCGCUGAUUGAAGUGAACCGCGGCUUGCAGAGCCUGAGUCUGCUGGGCUCUCCGCACAUAUCUGACGCAACGUUCAAGGCUGUGGCAAAGUGCUGCAAACUUACGAGCCUGCAGACCGAAGGUAACGAGCAGAUGUCAGACGACGCGGUUCGAGCUGUCUGCCAGGGCUGUGCGGGGCUCGGCAGCCUCCAGGUCGUGGGCUGUUCCAGUCUCACGGACGGCGCGCUCAAGGCCGUGUCCGCCCUGCGGCAACUUCGUCUGCUCAACGUCUCCGACUGCGCCAAGUUGACCGAUGCGGGGCUGAGGCACCUGACCGAGGGAGCGGCAGCCGCCCACCUCCACGAGCUCAACCUGAGCAACUGCGUACGAGUGAGCGACCUCACCCUGACGAGGCUGAUCCCAAAAUGUCAGAGCAUGACUCACCUGAGCCUGCGCUACUGCGAUCAACUAACGGACGCUGGGCUAGAGCUACUGGGGAACAUGCCGGCUCUCGUUGCUCUUGACUUGGCUGGCACCAACAUCCAGGAUCAGGGCCUUGCAGCUAUUGGGAACAACAGCAGACUCAAGGAGCUCUGUAUAUCGCAGUGCAUCGCCAUUUCAGACCUUGGCUUGCAGAAGUUCUGCCAGCGCGUGCGGGACCUGGAGCGGCUGGACGUGUCACACUGCCGGCUGCUCUCCGACCUCGGGGUCAAGAACCUGGUGUUUUGCUGUCGCCGUCUCACCUACCUCAACCUGUCUGGCUGCGCACAGCUGACGGACGUGAGCGCGCAGUAUCUGUCGGGAGUCUGUCGUUACCUGCGCAUAGCGGACCUCUCCGGCUGCGUCAAGCUGGGAGACUUGGCCACUCGCUACUUGAGGAAAGGCUGCCGGCAGCUCGCACACCUCAAUAUGCUGUACUGCCCCAGGGUCAGCAGGCAUGCUGUCUUGAAGCUGGGAGCCCAGCUCGAGAGCUGGCAGCAUACUUCCGAGUCUCCGCCACCUUGGUUUGGUUAUGACUCUAGUGGCGUCUACCUGGAGCCAGUUUCUGCUGUUGCCAAUGAAGAAAGAGGAGUCCCUGACUCACAGCCAGAUGGCAUUCUUAGUGCAGCGUAACCUUAACGAGUCACCCGUUCCGGCAAAAAGUCUUACCUUCGUCAUCCUUCUUUGCAAUGUUUGAUCCAAGUGCAAAUAUUAAAUUCUUUGGAUAACGAUCUGCCAAACAAAAGUUUAUAUUUUAAUACAUUCUCAACGCCACCAACUUUGUAAUCAAGAAAAUAUUAGCAGCUACAAAACAUUAGAAAGACUUAUGUCACUGGCUCACAAUUGGCAAUCCUUGCAAAUUAUGUCAACAUCGUCAAGCAUCAAUCCACUGCUGGAUGAAGGCCUCUCCUCAAAGCCGCCGCAUGCUCUUGCGCAUGAGCUUAUCUCAUCCGCACCAGAGGGAACACGCGCCAAAGUACAUCAACCGUGGAGAGGGAGCGCUCAAGCGCAGUAGCUAGAUGGAUUUAUUUUGCAUCGUGAGACCGCGAGAGAUGGUGACGGUUUGGGGAGGGCCUUAGUCCAGCAGUGGCUAGAGCGUGGAUGGUGGCGUACCUGAGGAGCUCUGCGCAGGAAGAAGGUGGCGGAGCGGUCCAUGCAGCCGCUGUGUGACGAGCAGGGGCUGCCGGGACAGCGCGUCCAGCAGGAGCAAGACCCCACCGCUGGUGCCCACCCACAGCGCCGUGUUCCUCUGGACCAGCAGGCUCUGCACAUGUGCCGCUUGCCCGUCUCGCCCGUACUGCUCCCUGGACAAGCCAUCGUUUUCACAAUGUCACCCCACAACGAACUUGGCCGCCCCACCCCCACUCCUCUGCAUGUUUCGAGGUUCACUCGGGUUUUGAUUAAAUCAGUUGUAUCACAAUUAAUAAUAAUAUAAUAAUAAUUAACAUCUAUUUGUAAGGCGCCUUCCACUAAUGUCUCAAGGCGCUUUGUAAGAUUAAGGUUAAGAAAAGGCCAUGAGAGAAGGAGAGAUACAUAUAAUAAAUGGACUUAAGAAAAUUUGUUUUUAGACGCGACUUAAAAGUAUCCACAUUGUUGGUUAAACGAAUAUACAAUAGUAGGGAAUGCUACAACCGAGGUGCAGACACAGCAAAUGCCCGGUCACCCCAGAAACGCAGCCCGGAUCAAGGUAUGCCCAGAAGGGCAGAGUCUGCAGCUCUUAACGACUUUGAGGAGGUGCACGGAUGGAUUAGCUCGUGAAUAUAUGGUGGUGGUGCCAGCCAAUGCAAGGCUUUAAAAAUCUAGUAGAAGGCUCUUAAACUCGUUUCAAUUGUGCUACCGGUGUCAAGUCAUGAGAUGAAGAAUCGCGGCUCUGUCACAGAGCAGUGGUAACCCUUGGUCUUAAGAGAAUGGCGCACGGAAUCGAAUAUCACAGACCUACCUCUGAAAUACCUACGAGUGCCAGCUGAUGUAAACAGUAGGGGGUUGCACAUUCACUAAUGUUUGUCACGAGUCAAUUCUCAAAUCUGAAUAGCCAAUUCAAUAUGGGUUUCUUUUACAGUCAUUAGUGAUCCGAUUGAGGCUUGCCACAAUUUAGAAGCCAGUUUACUCCGUCCUGGCUACCUUUCUUUUAAACCCAGGAUAUCAGCAGCACCAAGUGAGCGGUCUGAGCCAUCCCCGGCCACAUCUUCAGACGAGGGACAUUCCCCCUUAUAAAGGGAAUUAUGUUGAGGCAGCACACAGUGGCAGAAGCAAACCUGAGUAGCGGUGCGCAGUCGAUGGCUCCGUGGCCCCAGUCCGUCCUCAUGUCCCACACCUGCAGCCGGGACGUGCCCUCCGUCGCCGUGAAGACCUGCUUCCCCACGGCCAUGCAUGCAACGGACGACCCAGGAACCGCGCCUCUCCUGCUUGCCACAGGCGCAACGCCAUCCCACCACAAUGUACCCAACGCCAUUCCGUAGCAGCAAGAUGCAAAAACGCUCGACGGCAACAUUUUUCAAUUUACAAAGUGUCCGAAUGCCUAAAAAUCAGGGAGGGGCGAAUGAGGAUGGCGAGGUGGAUCUCAGGGAUCGCAAGACUGGAUCGGGUCGGAAAUGAAGAAGGCAAGAGUCACAACCCAUCACAGACAAGGCUGAAAGCAAGCAGACUUGCAGGGCUCCGGCAUGUCAUAAAAAAGAGAAACUAUUGUAAGGGAGGCGAUGAUCAUGGAAGCA
Messenger RNA from Petromyzon marinus (sea lamprey), 4476 nucleotides. NCBI's taxonomy places the organism in Eukaryota, Metazoa, Chordata, Hyperoartia, Petromyzontiformes, Petromyzontidae. The record is from RefSeq and is a predicted model, not a curated record.